Topomyia yanbarensis is the source of this 1651-nucleotide messenger RNA. It is a transcript of the gene Gmppa, whose product is annotated as mannose-1-phosphate guanyltransferase alpha-A. NCBI's taxonomy places the organism in Eukaryota, Metazoa, Arthropoda, Insecta, Diptera, Culicidae. Gene Ontology annotation, cellular component: cytoplasm. Gene Ontology annotation, biological process: biosynthetic process. Bases 145 to 1434 code for a protein of 429 amino acids. The record is from RefSeq and is a predicted model, not a curated record. The transcript is spliced from 5 exons.
UCAACGCUAAGGACGUGUAACUAGACUUCAUCAUCACCAUUCCGAUUUCAUUAGAGUUGAUUCUGUGAAACAAAUCACAGUGACGUAAAAAUUGUGUUAUAAACCGGCUUUGGAGCGCUUUGUACAUCUUAAACUUUUAACAAAAUGUUAAAAGCAUUAAUAUUGAUCGGAGGCCCCGAGAAAGGCACCCGUUUCCGACCACUUUCACUGGACACUCCAAAGCCACUGUUUCCGGUAGCAGGCAAACCCAUAAUUCAGCACCACGUGGAGGCAUGCAUUCGCAUCCAGGGCCUAAAAGAGAUCCUCAUACUGGGAUUCUAUCCAUGCGCACAGAUGGAACAAUUCGUCAGCAACAUGCAGAACCUGUACGAUGUCAACAUUCGCUACCUGCAGGAGUUCACCUCGCUAGGAACGGCCGGCGGAAUGUACCACUUCCGGGAUCAGAUCCGUUCCGGCAACCCGAGUGCCUUCUUCGUGCUGAACGGGGAUGUUUGUGCUGAUUUUCCUCUGCAGCAGCUGUACGACUUUCACGUUAGCAAGGGGGAGAAGGCUCUGGUCUCAAUCAUGGGCACAGAAGCGACUCGCCAGCAAGCGGUCCACUACGGCUGCCUGGUGCUGGGUAAGGACGAGGAGGUUACACAUUACGUCGAGAAGCCACGUUCCUAUGUUUCGACUCUGAUCAACUGCGGAGUGUACGUUUGCUCGUUGGAAGUUUUUAGUCGCAUGGGAACCGUGUUUCACUCUAAGCAACUGGAUUACAACACGUUGAACAAUGGUAACGGAAAGGACAUGGGACACAUUCAACUGGAGCAGGAGAUACUGACUCCGCUGGCCGGAACUGGAAGGAUGUUUGCCCUGUCGGUUACUAAUUGGUGGUCACAAAUCAAAACCGCCGGAUCAGCGAUAUAUGCGAAUAGGCAUUUUUUGGCCCUGUAUAAGAACACUCAUCCCGAGCGACUGGCAAAUGCGGGUACCAAAACAUCCGAGCAGGACGAUGGAAGCUUAAUUUGCAACAUCGUCCCCGACGUUCAUAUCCAUCCGACCGCUUCGGUACACCCGACAGCCACGCUUGGACCUAAUGUGUCGAUCGGCCCAGGAGUUGUCAUUGGACCGGGUGUUCGAAUCCGGGAGUCUAUUAUUCUCGAAAACGCUGUCAUCAAAGAUCACACCCUGGUUCUACACAGUAUCGUGGGACGCAGCUCACAGAUCGGAAUGUGGGCCCGCGUUGAAGGAACACCAAGCGAUCCCGAUCCAAACAAACCAUUUGCCAAGAUGGAGAAUCCACCACUGUUCAACAGCGAUGGCCGAUUGAAUCCGUCGAUCACUAUUCUCGGCUAUGCGGUCAGUGUCCCGUCUGAGAUGAUCCUGCUCAAUUCGAUCGUUCUGCCGCACAAAGAGCUGACGCGAAGUUUUAAAAAUGAAAUCAUUUUGUAAUCGUUGGAACUACGCAGGAAGUGUUUGCUUACUGUAUGAAUAAUCUCUGUUAAUUUUAUACCGAUUUAGGGCUUUUGUGCCAGAUACUAGAACAUUGGCUACCAUAAAAACGAUGCUCAAAUAAAUUGAUGGGCACCAUGCCGAAAAACAAUAGUUUUUCAUCUAGCUUUAUCUAGAGUUUGAGCAAACCCGGAUUUCGGAAUAAAUGAUUGGUUUC